CGCUUUCUUGAAUUAUUACUUUCAAUUAUUCUUUUUAAUUACAUAAUUAGAUUGAUAGGUUCUUUUUAAUUACAGAAUUAGAUUGAUAGGUUUCAUUAAAUUCUAAAUUCGGGUUUUAGGGUUAUUGAUGCUUGAAGAAUUAGGGGUUUUGGCUACAACUAAUGGCAAAUUUGAUUGCAGGGAUAUCUUUGUUGCAAUUGCUUUAAAUGGUUUAUUCGCGGAUGUACUUUUGAUUGCAACUACUAUUUGGUAUUUUGAAAUAAGUAUUUGUUUCCUUAGUUAUUCUCAUUCAGUUAAAGCUGCUUUCUAUUCACUUAUAGGAGCAUAUUUGAACUUACUAAACUCAUUAGAACUUAUUAUAAAUAUAAAUUGUACUUGUUUAACCCUUAUCUGAACCUAUCAACACUUGUCUCACUCAAUACUGAAAUGAGUAAAAAUAAGGUGAACCACAUUGGGGCCUAAAUAUCAAUGUAUCGUCACUUGUCAAUCAAGGAUAUUAACUUCAGAAACUUAAUUUGUAAUGGAGGGAUUACUUUAAAAAAAGAAACUUGAGGGUGCUGAUGCUCCCACCGCCCCCGAUGUUCCUCCCUGGUUACGAUUAAUUCUUAGCGCGUGAAUUAGGUUUUUAGUUAUGGUAGUUAUCAAAUGAGUGUUUUAUGGGCACGGAGGAACUUUUGUAUUGUGUUCUUUUUCCAGGAUGACCAGCAUUUAAUUAUGAGAUGCUGUUAGCUUCCGCACGAAUAUUCCCUUUUCGGGAAGUUUCUUUGACUUAACUGCCAACUGGUUGGAUUGUUUUUGUUACUCUUUUAAAGAUACACAAGUAAAGGUGCAAAUGAUUGAGAAGAUAAGAUCAAUUGUUGGUUUUUCUCUUCAUUACUAUGGUUUGCCUGAUAGGAGAAAAUCUCUAUGUUGACUAACUGUCUAACUAAAAAUGCUGAAGGGCAUUACAGUAUUACACAUCUCUCACGUUGGUCAAUUGAAGUAGAGUAAUGUAUGGUGUCUCAACUAUAUUUGAGAUGUUGCUAAUGCGGGUAUAAGACUGGUAACAUGGAAGACAGAACAGAACAGUUCCUGUUCAAUUUCCUACUCAGUGCAUGCACUUUAAACUAAAGGCCUAUUUGUGAACAGCUUGACACACGUAGCAGCUUUUAGGCUCUAGCAGUGCACCUGGAAUUAGUUAUCGAAGAAUUAUCUCGAAAGAUCUAUUUUAGAGUGGGAAUAUACCAAUUGGGAAUACCUUCUGAAGCAACGGUUAUUUCACAUUUUCACCUGGUGCAGACAUUAUUUUACAACCUGAUGAACAGAUUCUGAACUGCAAUAUGCCAGACUCUGAUGGUGUUGCCUAUGAAAGUCUAGAAGGGGAAGCUGUUGCUAUGAUCGAAGAGUCACCAAUUAUCGAUGGUGACGAGACUCUUCAGAACAAUGAAUCUCCCUUGAGCAUGGAUUGUUCUGUUGUUCUCCAAGUGAAGACUAUUCACAUUAGCUCUCCAAUAUUAGCUGCUAAGAGCCCCUUUUUUUACAAGUUAUUUUCAAAUGGGAUGAGGGAAUCUGAACAGAGACACGUGACGUUGCGAAUCCAUGCCUCUGAAGAAGCUGCGCUCAUGGAUCUCCUAAAUUUUAUGUACAGCAAUACUUUGCAAAUAGACACACCAACUGGUAUACUAGAUGUGCUUAUGGCUGCCGAUAAAUUUGAAGUCGCCUCAUGCAUGAGAUAUUGCAGCCAGAUGUUACGGAAUUUCCCUAUGUCUUCUGAUGUGGCUUUGUUAUACUUGGACCUUCCCUCAAGUAUCUUGAUGGCUGAUGCCGUCAAACCAUUGACAGAUGCAGCCAAGGAGUUCCUUGCUUUGCGGUUUAAGGACAUGACUAAAUUUCAGUCAGAGGUAAUGGAGCUUCCCCUUGCUGGAAUUGAGGCAGUGUUGUGUAGUGAUGAUCUCCAAGUUGCUUCUGAAGACGCAGUUUAUGAUUUUGCUGUGAAGUGGGCUAGAACCCAUUAUCUGAAGUUGGAGGAGCGGCGAAAAGUACUUGGUACCCGACUCUGCCGACUGAUCCGUUUUCCGCACAUGACAUGCAGGAAGCUACGGAAAGUCCUGACCUGCAAUGAUUUAGAUCCAGAGCUCUCCAACAAGCUGGUGUUGGAAGCCCUAUUUUUCAAGGCUGAGCCGCCUUAUCGUCAACGCGCUCUGCUUGCAGAUGAGGCUAACACAACUUGUCACCGUUAUAUCGAACGGGCUUACAAAUAUCGGCCCGUAAAGGUGAUUGAGUUUGAACUGCCACGACCUCAGUGUAUCGUGUACUUGGAUCUGAAGAAAGAGGAAUGUCAGAAGCUGUUCCCAACAGGUCGAGUGUAUUCUCAGGCUUUCCAUCUCGGGGGACAGGGGUUUUUCCUCUCUGCACACUGUAAUAUGGAUCAACAGAGCUCGUUCCAUUGUUUUGGGCUGUUCUUGGGAAUGCAGGAGAAGGGUUCUGUAUCGUUUGCUGUGGAUUAUGAAUUUUCUGCUAGGCAAAAGUCAGCUGAUGAGUUUAUUUCGAAAUAUCGAGGGAACUAUACUUUCACAGGAGGGAAGGCAGUUGGGUAUAGAAACUUGUUUGGUACACCAUGGACCUCGUUUAUGGCGGAAGAUAGCCAGUUCUUUAUCAAUGGUGUUUUGCAUCUUAAGGCUGAGUUGACAAUUAGGCAAUAGUCGUUUUAUGCUAAUGGAACGUUGCUCAACAAGUAAUAAUUAUGUUGUGUAACUUUUUGAGCAAAGAUACAGUGUAAAUAAGAGUUUAGUUCGUACCUAAAGUAUAGGUUGGUUGGUACUUAUCUUUCA
Molecule: messenger RNA, 2810 nt
Organism: Spinacia oleracea (spinach)
Lineage: Eukaryota; Viridiplantae; Streptophyta; Magnoliopsida; Caryophyllales; Amaranthaceae
Product: BTB/POZ domain-containing protein POB1-like
Exons: 6
Coding region: 1320-2681 (453 amino acids)
Biological process (GO): response to red light
Cellular component (GO): nucleus
Molecular function (GO): protein binding
Source: RefSeq, a predicted model, not a curated record